GGUCGCUUGCGAAUUCAUUGCAGCAAUGGCGACAGCUCUUGCCAGAAUCGUCGCUAGAUAUUUCCUUGUUGAAACUUGCAGCCUCCAAACUAAAGGUGUUGUAUCCAGAGCAGCCACGGCAAGGCAAAAUUUCACCACGCCGGCUCACCUCGCAAGCUGCAGAGAUGCUUCUUAUCUUGAUCGCCGUGCUCGCUUCGGCGUGGCCCGCGGCGGCAUCGGCAUCGCAACCACCGAGCGGAACAUGCCAGCGGCGGUGCGGCGACGUGGACAUCCCGUACCCGUUCGGCAUCGGCCGCGGCUGCUACCUCUACACGGGCGAGAACGACGUGACCUUCGGGCUCACCUGCAACCUCACCGCCGACGGCACCUACAGGCCCUUCUGCUUCGAGGUCGAGGUCCUGGGCGUGUCCGUGGCCCGCGGGCAGGCGCGCGUCCGCAACGAGAUCAACCCGUGGUGCUACAACGCCACGUCCCGGUCCAUGGACGGGCUGAGCAGCAUGUGGACAGACUUCUCCGACUCGUCCUUCAUGCUGUCCGACGAGGACAACCGGUUCACCGUGGUCGGGUGCAACUCGCUCGCCUACGUGAGCUCCAAGGACGCGUCCCAGUUCGCGACGGGCUCCACGUACAUGACCGGGUGCAUGGCCACGUGCCCGGGCGCCGGCCGGCUGGAGAACGGCUCCUGCUCCGGCAUGGGCUGCUGCCAGGCGGCCAUCCCCAGGGGGAUCAACUCGUACGACGUGGUGUUUGAGGAGAAGUUCAACACCACCGCGAUCGCCAACUUCAGCCGGUGCAGCUACGCGGUCCUGGUCGAGGCGGCGUGGUUCGACUUCCGCACCACCUACGUCACUGCCGGCGACUUCAUGGCGUCCACCGGCGGGAAGGUGCCGCUGGUGCUCGACUGGGUGGUAGGGAAGGUGACGUGCCGGGAGGCGAUGCGGAACACCACGGCCUACGCCUGCGUCAGCAGCAACAGCGGGUGCGUGGAUUCGAGAAACGGCCCGGGAUAUCUCUGCAACUGCUCUCGUGGGUACCAAGGCAACCCAUACCUGCAAGGCGGCUGCCGAGAUAUUGACGAGUGCGGCGAUGGUGGAAUCAAGUACCCGUGCUCUGUUCCUGGUACCUGCAUCAACACUCCGGGAGGAUUCAGGUGCGCUUGCCCUGACAAGACAAGAGGCAACGCUUACACUGGCACAUGCGAGGCGAAGAAAUCUCAACUUGGAGCCCACAUUGCAAUUGGUGUUAGCAUCAGCGUAGUUGUACUGGUAAUUAGCAUGUCCUGUGCCUACCUGAUCCACGAAAGGAGGAGCCUUGCCACCGUAAAGAGGAGGUACUUCAAGCAGCACGGAGGCCUCAUGCUCUUCGAGGAGAUGAAGUCAAAGCAAGGAGUGUCCUUCACGCUGUUCACCAAGGAAGAGCUAGAGGAGGCAACCGGCAGAUUCGACGAGCGAAAUGUGAUCGGGAAGGGAGGCAACGGCACCGUCUACAAGGGCACUCUCAAGGACAGCCGAGCAGUGGCCAUAAAGCGGUGCAAGCUCAUCAACGACAGGCAGAAGAAGGAGUUCGGGAAGGAGAUGCUCAUCCUGUCCCAGAUCAACCACCGGAACGUCGUCAGGCUCUACGGCUGCUGCCUCGAGGUGGAGGUCCCCAUGCUCGUCUACGAGUUCGUCCCCAACGGCACCCUGUACCAGCUCAUCCACCGCCCCGGAGCGCGCGUCCCCCUGGCGACGCGCCUCAAGAUCGCGCACGAGGGCGCCGAGGCGCUCGCCUACCUGCACUCCUGGGCCUCGCCGCCGAUCAUCCACGGCGACGUGAAGUCGCCCAACAUGCUCAUCGACGACGGCCACACCGUCAAGGUCUCCGACUUCGGGGCUUCCACGCUGGCCCCGACGGACGAGGCCCAGUUCGUGACGUUUGUCCAGGGGACCUGCGGCUACCUCGACCCGGAGUACAUGCAGACAUGCAAGCUGACGGACAAGAGCGACGUGUACAGCUUCGGCGUCGUCCUCCUGGAGCUGCUCACCCGGAGGAAGGCGCUCAACCUUCAGGCCGCCGAGGGCGAGGAGAAGAACCUCUCGUCGCACUUCCUUCUCGCUGCAAGCGCGAGCAAGCUGGACGAGAUAGUGGACGCCCAGAUCGUGGACGAGCAGAGCAUCGAGGUGAUUGAGCAGGUGGCGGAGAUAGCAAAGCAAUGCCUGGAGAUGGCCAGCGAGAAGAGACCCUCCAUGCGCGAGGUUGCAGAAGAGCUUGGCAGGCUAAGGAGGCUUCUGCUUGCGCAGCAUCCAUGGCGCCAAAAGAGUUCCGAGGAGAUGGAAGCCUUGCUUACUGUUGGGUCGCCAACGCCAACAAGCACCUGCUCCGAGAUUGAGCCUAGCAAUGCGUAUGUCAGCUUGGACGAUUCUGCGUACCUGGGAGUGCAAUCCCCACGGUGAUACCAUUUUUCCUUGCUUCCGGCCGGUACCGGCCGACCCUGCGUCGAGUUUUGUCAACAUACUGCGAACUGUCGUGUGCUUGCGUAUGCACGUUUUGUAACGAAAAAUGAUCAUGUACCCACAUGAUGUCUGUGCACGUUUACUAGUAGGAUUUUUAGAUGAACGUGCCCUAGCAUUCUUUUGCAUAAGGUCUAGUAAGAUUUUAGUGUGAGCACUUGUGCUUGUGUAGUCCCAA
Aegilops tauschii subsp. strangulata is the source of this 2667-nucleotide messenger RNA. Its product is annotated as wall-associated receptor kinase 2. The record is from RefSeq and is a predicted model, not a curated record. Gene Ontology annotation, molecular function: ATP binding; calcium ion binding; protein serine/threonine kinase activity. NCBI's taxonomy places the organism in Eukaryota, Viridiplantae, Streptophyta, Magnoliopsida, Poales, Poaceae. Gene Ontology annotation, cellular component: plasma membrane. Gene Ontology annotation, biological process: protein phosphorylation; cell surface receptor signaling pathway.